Messenger RNA from Clunio marinus, 213 nucleotides. NCBI's taxonomy places the organism in Eukaryota, Metazoa, Arthropoda, Insecta, Diptera, Chironomidae. The record is from the annotation of a GenBank genome assembly.
AUGGAUUGUUUAGUGUUUUCUAUGUCAGAACAUUACUCGAUAUCUAGUAGAAAAUCAUCGAUCCCUGAUCCCUGUUUUUCAAAAAACAGGGAUUUUGAGAAACACUACUUAACACUCUUACAGUUUCCAAUUAUGUUAGAAGCAAACUGCAACGAACUAGAGAUUACGCUCAGUUGCGAAACACGAGCUGGUCAUAGAAAUUAUGGAGAGUAA